GGCAGCUGUUGCUUAUCAAGGACACACUAAAAGUAUAUUGUGGUGAUGUGUCAAGACACAGAAAAUAUUUAUAUUUGUGUGCAUAUAUAUUAAGAGUGUCCAUGUCUCCAAUCUCAGAGUAGUAACACAUCUUUGCCAGAAGACCUCUAAAAACAUUCCUGAGCUUUCUGGUGAGUGAAUCUGCUCUUUGGGAACUUCCUUUCCUUCUUCAGAGAGCUAGAACUGAGCUCCAGGAGGCUGACUUUCUACAGCAUGAAGCCUACACUGUGUUUCCUUUUCAUCCUCAUCUCCCUUCUCUCACUGAUGGUCCCAGGGAACACUCAGUGCUCCUUUGAGUCUUUGGUGGAUCAAAAGAUCAAGGAAGCUCUCCGUCGUCAAGAGGCUAAGACGAUCUCCUGCACUAGUGUCACGACUUCUGGCAGAUUGGCCUCCUGUCCUGCUGGGAUGGUUGUCACUAGUUGUGCUUGUGGCUAUGGUUGUGGAUCUUGGGAUAUCCGGAAUGGAAAUACUUGCCACUGCCAGUGCUCAGUCAUGGACUGGGCCACCGCCCGCUGCUGCCGAAUGGCUUAAGAAUGAGGAGGUUGAAAAACCAAUUUUAAAAUGAUGAGCAUACUGAAACCAUGGUCUUCACCAGGAAACCUGACUCAUUGUCUUCAUAAUGUAUUCUUAUUAUUAAAUAAUUCUUCUUGAAUAAUAAAGACAGACCUGCACCUGUGUACUGUAA
Molecule: messenger RNA, 724 nt
Organism: Mastomys coucha (southern multimammate mouse)
Lineage: Eukaryota; Metazoa; Chordata; Mammalia; Rodentia; Muridae
Product: resistin-like beta
Exons: 4
Coding region: 253-570 (105 amino acids)
Cellular component (GO): extracellular region
Molecular function (GO): hormone activity
Source: RefSeq, a predicted model, not a curated record